This is a messenger RNA of Oppiella nova, 1857 nucleotides long. The record is from the annotation of a GenBank genome assembly. Lineage: Eukaryota; Metazoa; Arthropoda; Arachnida; Sarcoptiformes; Oppiidae.
AUGUACGCAAAAGCGCCCAUAAGUCUCAUCAUCCAAAUGAUGACCGUAUCGCUGGUGUCCAUCGAAAGGCAACUAAACUACGACAGUCUGCCCUCCAAGGAGUGGCAGUCGGAGUACGACUAUGUGGUGAUCGGGUCGGGCACUGGCGGGGGUAUAGUGGCCGGUCGACUGGCCGAAAACCCACAUAACACUGUCCUAGUACUGGAGGCCGGGGUAACCCAGAGGGUGACCAGUGAUAUACCGGCCAACGCGGACGGCCUACUCGAUUCACGUAUCGACUGGCGAUUCCGUACUGAGCCUCAACAGUACUUCACGGGAGUGGGACUGGACUACAAUAUGGGCAAACUUUUAGGCGGCUCCUCGUCCUUCAAUGGUAUGCACUAUAAUCGGGGUAAUCGACGCCAUUAUGACGAGUGGGCCCAGAAGUACGGCGCCGUCGGCUGGAGCUAUGAGGAGCUUUUGCCCUAUUGGCUGAAGUCGGAGAAUAAUACCGAUCCCGCUAUAGUGGCCGCCAAUCCCGGACUACACGGAACUACUGGCCCACUGGUGGUGUCAUCCGACUUGAAUCCCAGGCCAGUGAUCCAGUUGCACGAACAGGCGGUCACCGAAUGGGGUUUCCAAAGGGUGGACAUAAACGGGCCCCGACAGGCGGGCACAAUGAUAGCCCAGUCCAACAUCGACGCCGGCACUCGUCAGAGUGUGGCCACAGCCUACCUGACCCCCAGACCCAAAAACAUGGACAUACUUACCGAGGCAUAUGUCACACAAAUACUGUUCACCAAAACACAUGAAGGGUUGACGGCUACUGGUGUUAAGUUUGAUAAGAAGGGACAGUCGCAUGUAGUUACGGCCCGCAAGGAAGUCAUACUCUCUGCCGGUAUGGUUAUGACCCCUGCGCUACUCAUGUUGUCUGGCAUUGGCCACAAAGAGCACUUGGAUAAAGUGGGCAUCGACACCCUUGUGGACCUCCCUGUGGGCGACAACAUCCAGGACCACCCAGCCUCCACCAUACACACCAUAAUCGACCCGCGAAUUACCGGUCCGCCCGGCGCCGGUCUAAACACCCAACAGCUGUUCCAACUGUUCCACAACGGCACGGGUCCCUUAUCCCGGGGCACAAACUCCAUGACAUACCUGAGCUCAGCGCACAAUCCCGACCCCGAGUGGCCCAACAUAUUCUUCUACUCGACCGCCCGUUUCAAUGGGGAUCUGGCGGUUAUGGUCAAUGAGUUCCCGUCCAAUACGGCCGCCUGGAGGGAGUACUUCGGUGUCUACAAUCGCACCUUUAUCUUGGAAUCGUCGCCUCACCUGUUCAUAUGUCGCAGCUAUGGCACCGUGAGGUUGGCCUCGAAGGACCCGUACGCCCACCCCAUCAUUGACCCCCGGAUGCUGUCCGACCCGCAAGAUUACGCCGAAAUGGUAGAGAUCACGCGAUUUGUGCUCAAGUUUUUGCUCACCUCCUCCUUCGCCAAAUGGAUUCAAUUCACACCUAAUCCCAUACCCGGCUGUCAGUACUGUCCCAAAGAGGUGCCCCUUUGGGAGUGCGAUCAAUACAUAAACUGUCUGAUCCGUAUGACCGGUAAGUCUGGUUAUCAUUACGGCGGAGGUGCCCGUAUGGGUGAUCCUAAGCGACCCGACACAGUAGUCGACCCGAGGCUUAGGGUAAAACAGGUGUCCCGGUUGAGGGUAUGCGACGCCUCUGUGAUGCCGGCGCUGCCCAACUCUAACACAAACGCCGCGGUUAUAGCUAUUGGCGAAAAGUGCGCAGAUAUGAUAGGCCAGGAUAAUGGUGGACAUGGAGGGAAUAGAGGCCUACGUGUCAGUGCUACUCAUGACACAGAGUAUGGUUAUAACGGA